UUCUCUAAGCUGCCACCAUGACUUCAUAUCGUCAACUGUUCACUUGGGUUUUGCUUGUACCUUAUCUCACGACAUCCAUAGGCACAACCCGAGGUCUGCCUAAAUCUUUGCCUACGAUGGGUCGUAGUAAGAAAAUACAGAUCAAAACUAUCCUAGCUAGCAUUGGUGCUAAUUGCAAACUGAGAUGCCCAAUCAGACUCUCUGAAAAUGUGCAAUGGUACAUUAAUGGAAAGCUACUGAACCAUACCCAAGAGACGGCAAAGUUUUCAAUUAAACGACGUCAUAGAAAAGAGAUACUCAAGAUAUCAAAAGUGAUGAUUCAAGAUGGUGGCACGUAUUCAUGUUCGGUGAACGACAUUACAACAUCUUGGAGGGUUAUUGUCAAGAAAGAUAAGAAGAGUGGAUGUAGACCAAAACGUCACACGCCAGCAUCUGAUGAAUGUCCAAAAAGAUCUGGCACAAAACCAUUAACCUAUUGCACCCAAGCUUUAAAUUUCGAAAAGUGUUCAUCCUUUGCUGGAGUUCCACAAGAUUUUAAAGUAAUCGAGUUUCUUCACAAACGCAAACCAGUCAUACAAGCUGGAUGGAAAAUGCCAAGAACAGGCAACAAUGAUUUGUGGGGAUAUGACCUUGAACUUGUUGGUCAUAGAGGAGAUCUUGGAGAACGACAGUGCGUCGAGAUUUACCAAAAAGAUUUAACAUAUUGGAAUUUUAUGAAUCUCAAGUUUGGUGCAGAAUAUAACGUAAAACUGCGGAGUCUGCCUUCUAAUACAUUUCACAAACUGAAAAUCAAGAUAAAAGAGAAAUGUCAAUAUGAGAAGUUUAAACUGGAAUCAGCGGCAUGCUGCUUACUAUCAGAUGAAAACAGCACACUAGUCGCUGAUGAGGGAAAGAUUCUUCUGUCAUGGAAGGUUCAGUGCCCAGAAAACGGGAUUUCUUUAAACCGCUUCACUAUUUACUGGUCCAAUCUACAACUCUUCAAUAGUCAAAAAUGUACCGAUGAGGCGACGUUCAAUCAACAUCCAAUUUCAGAAGCUUUUAACUAUACAAUACAUCUAAAUGAAGAAUGCCAAAGAUACAACUAUUCCAUAAAGGUGUAUGGAAGAGACAGCAAUAAUACGAGGACCGACAAGGGAGUUAGAAUCGUUGUUGCAUUUCCUGAAAACACAGUACCAAUUCAACCACCUCCAUCACCCAAGAAAUCAGGAAGUGACGAUAGUGAUUUGAAGAUCAUUGUUGCUGUAUUUGGAGUUCUCCUUGGUUCGGCACUUGUUGCCCUGUUUUUUGUUUAUAGACGUUUUUGCGGGACAGUCAAACUUGAGCUACCACAGAAUGCAAACGAUUCACAUGGAGAUAACAACGACGGGGCAUUAAUAAUGAAAGAAAAAAGAGUUUUCAUAAUUCACGCACGUUGCUGUGAUAAGUGUGACUGGGUGAUCCAUUGCCUUGCAAAGCUUUUAAAUUCAACCAACGCCAUAGAAGCAAAUGUUGACUUGUGGCACUUACAAGAUAUAGCCUCAGAUCCAAUGAGAUGGUAUGGAAUGGAAGUCGCUAAUGCCGACGGCGUGGUCAUUCUGGCGUCCCAUCACAUGAAGAAAUUGUACGAUUGUAGAGACACGCCAAAGACCACGAAAGAUUUGUUACCUGUUAAAGCACAACUCAACUUCGUGGCAGGCGAAAUUCGUCAAGAGCCAGGCAGUCGAAAGUUUAUCUCGGCAUACUUCUCGUACAAUGGGCAACAAACCGACUUUCCUUCAUUUCUCAACUCAAGGCUUGCUCACAAGUUACUUAAAGACCUGGAUAGGUUCAUCUUUCACUUGCUAAGAAUUGAAGCUAUUCAGCCUUAUCGUACUCAACCUAUUGCCAUUUUAGGCGGAACACCGGCAUUUAACUCGAAGAAAGAAGAUCUUCUGCGCGCAAUUAGCGAAGCGAAUGAGUAUCACGUGACAAAAGAUCAGAACAAUGCAAUGACAACCCUUUCAACAUAGAUAGAUCGUCAGUAAACCAUGUAAAGAACCAAACAACAAAUAAAUUACAGCACCAUCUCCUCCGAAUCAGAACUAAAUCAAGUUUUCAUGGUGUUUGGGGUAUUGAUCUCCGAAAAUGGAUCUACGAAAAUGUACCAACAUGGAAAAGGCUUAGAGGGGCUGGCGCUCCUCAAAGAAAUCGAAGUGGUAACAUUGGUUUUCAUUGUCAUUGAAACAAGUUAUUAGAUACCAAGGAAAUCCGUUUAAUUUACUUAGUGCUAAAAUGUUUGUCAGUCGGUUAGAUAAAUUUCAUGAUUCUAGUUUGAAUUCACUGGUUGCUUGACAGGUUUAUCACAGGAUGCUUUUAAAAAUGAUAGUAAUUCAUUGUGUAGAUAGUACCUAAGACUCGCUUAUCAGAUCAUACAUAUACUAAGCCAUAGAGAUUGCGGAGGGACUCGAGGAGGAAAAGGGGAUUUUGGAACAAUCUUAGUAGAGAAAAAUUGUCUUGAAUCUUCUAAACUUGAUGACUGCUAAAACAGGACUGAAAAAAAUUGAUUAAUGAAUUUUAAUGAAAAUAGGUUGUCAAAGUUCUUUCAGUAACAUGACCUAUUCAGUUUUUUUCCGAAGUGCCGGCUCUUUUGUACCCCUUUCGUCCUAUCUUUCUAGGGCUCCAACAUAUAGAAAUUAUUAUCAGCAAAGUUAGAAAAGCGGACAAAUAGAAAGUGCUUCUGUCGAUCAGAAUAGGACUCGGUCUGAAAAACAUCUAAUUUGGCGUUCACGAUCUAUGAACACCAGUUUUUCAGAUGAAGUCUUCCAGACGAAAUUCACUGAUUCUCAAACAACUCCUGUAUUUAUAAUACGGUCGGUUUCAAACAGGGACUGAGAGGUGAAUAGUCUAUAUGGUAGAUCGAUAUCCAGAAGCCUGUCAAAAUCACCGGUAAUUCAUAUAAAAAGCAUGUCACAAUAUUUGAGAACACUUUGUUGUGGAAUAAAAACGAUGUAUAAACAAA
Molecule: messenger RNA, 2977 nt
Organism: Exaiptasia diaphana
Lineage: Eukaryota; Metazoa; Cnidaria; Anthozoa; Actiniaria; Aiptasiidae
Exons: 16
Coding region: 18-1988 (656 amino acids)
Molecular function (GO): protein binding; interleukin-17 receptor activity
Source: RefSeq, a predicted model, not a curated record